Molecule: messenger RNA, 660 nt
Organism: Perkinsus marinus ATCC 50983
Lineage: Eukaryota; Perkinsozoa; Perkinsida; Perkinsidae
Product: tRNA pseudouridine synthase D, putative
Exons: 2
Coding region: 1-660 (219 amino acids)
Biological process (GO): pseudouridine synthesis
Cellular component (GO): nucleus
Molecular function (GO): pseudouridine synthase activity; RNA binding
Source: RefSeq, a predicted model, not a curated record
AUGAAAAGGGCCUUCCUUCGAGCGGAAGAGGUUUCAGAGAUUUGCUGUGGGCUGGAACGUUUUGUAAACUCAGCCCAUGCACCACGGCAGUUCCUCUCGGAAGGUGUCAGAUUUAAGAAGUACCCCUGGGACUUCAAAGUUUUCGAGAUCCCACGAUGCGAAGGAGCGACUUUCUCUGGUGAAUGGAUCCACUUCACCCUGUGGAAGAAAGAUCUCACAACGAGAGAUGCUCUUGCGGACGUAUCUAGGAAGACUGGUAUCAGUAUGAAAGAGUGGUGUGUUGCCGGUUGGAAGGACAGAAAGGCGAUAACAUCUCAAAGGGUAUCAGUCAGAGCUGAAUUGGAGGAAAAAUUGAAGUCGUAUGAGAAUGGUAACUCGAUACGGCUGUCCGAUUUGAGCGUGGGAGAACAGUUGAAGGCUGGUCACCAUGACGGCAAUCGAUUCCAAAUAACUCUUCGAGAUUUCCCUUUCACGUUGUCCUCGCCAGAUUUCGACGCGGUUGAAGCCCUGCUGGAUAGCAUCAAAAACAAUGGUGUUUUCAAUUACGCUGGACUGCAGCGGUUCGGCGCCUUUGGCCAAGCUUUUCGUAUCGGUCGUCAUUUGAUCGCUGAGAGAGCGGAUCUCGCUGUGACUGUCGCAAUGAUCUUAACCGAGCGUUAA